Messenger RNA from Punica granatum (pomegranate), 1167 nucleotides. NCBI's taxonomy places the organism in Eukaryota, Viridiplantae, Streptophyta, Magnoliopsida, Myrtales, Lythraceae. The record is from RefSeq and is a predicted model, not a curated record.
UGUAGGAGUUUGUUUCUGUCUGUGUCUUCCAUUGCAGAUUAAGCUUACUGAGGAUUCGAAGCUAAGGAAGAUCACUGGACUGGCUGCUGCCUUAGAGACCAAAGUCCCAUCUUUGAGGUCAGUUCCUGCCAUUGCUUUCCGAGUGUGCUUUACUUUCGUUCUAUGAUAAAGUUCGAAAAACCGCAUCACAUUCUACAUUUUUUCUGUAACUAUAACGACGAAAACAAUUACUCGAGAUGCUUUGGGUUGUGGUCAAAUCGGUCUGUGUCCUCAAAUAUCUUGGCUUGCUUGAGGAUAGACUGCCUGUGAUUGUUCGGCUUUGAACGCGCUUGGUUUCGGGACCAAUUCUUUGCAACACAUGGUCUAGGAAGCUGGUUUCGAGAGAGUAUAUAUCUGUAUAAGAUAAUGUUGUUGCAGGAAUUAUUUGAUUCGAACCGACUCAGACAAGAGCCGGGCGGAAUUCAUUCAUCAUGAAAUAAGGAGAAGGAAGGCCCCUUAAGAGCGAAAAUGAACGAGUUCGUCCCCGAGAGGUCGAGGUCCUGGAGUGUGUACGCGGCUGCAAACUCUAACCCGUCCCAGACGGGUUUCGAGACGGAAGAACCGUGGAAGAGCUUCGGAGCUUCCAUCAAUGCAAUUUCUUUCGGUUUUGUUGCUACAGCGAUAUUGAUAUCGAUGUUCCUCAUCAUGGCCAUCUUCGAGCACCUCUUUAGGCCGGUCCCAUCUAUUCCUUCACAGGAAGGCGUGACGACUGAGAUCUCUCUUGAAGCUGGGUUGUCGCAUAAGGCCGUGGAUCAAGACCCGGUGCCAAUGUCCUAUGCUUCGGACUUCUCAGUUGUGAUGCCGGGGCAGAACUACCCGACGUACAUUGCCCAACCCGCCCCUCUCCCCUGCCAAAGAGAAGGGAUCCGUUGGCCUUCUCAUGAACAUAGUACUCUUGCUUUCUCCUAGCAAUUCACCACUGGCCCUUAUCAGUGGAUAUUUGUUUAUACUCAUUGUUAUUGACAGGAAACUCAAACCAACACAUAACUCAAAAGCUAUUUUGAUCGAGUGGAGGUUAUAUUGUAUAUGUUGGAAGCCAAAUUCGAGACUCACGGUAUCAUUAUCGAUAGACGUACAUCUAUUUCGGUCUCCUUUUAGAGGUGAAUCUAUCUUCCCAUUUUAUGGUUA